Molecule: messenger RNA, 2096 nt
Organism: Armigeres subalbatus
Lineage: Eukaryota; Metazoa; Arthropoda; Insecta; Diptera; Culicidae
Product: esterase E4-like
Exons: 4
Coding region: 158-1879 (573 amino acids)
Molecular function (GO): serine hydrolase activity
Source: RefSeq, a predicted model, not a curated record
CUAUCCCAACAAUCUACGUCAGGGAAGAAAGAACGAUAGGUACAAGAUAAAAACGGCACUCGACACGGUUUGCCUCCACUCGUCAACGGAUCGCGGCUCAGUUCGGUUCAAAUUUGGGUUUCUUAUCGGCAUUCCUGCCGAAUAAAAAAAACGAAAAAUGUGCCCAACGUACAUAUCGGUGGUGUUAAUCAUUUCCGGAGCAAUUUCCUGCCUUGCGCAACACUCGACACCCAUCGUGAACAUUCAGGGGCUCGGUAACGUGCAGGGCACGAUCGGGUACACGGCUUGGUCCAACCGGACGAUCUACGAGUUCCAAGCCAUUCCUUAUGGCCAAGCGCCGGUGGGUGCGCUUCGGUUUAGCCCACCGGAGAAAAUAGGAGCGUGGGGCGGCACAAGGGAUGCCUCUCAGCCGGGCGUACGGUGUCCGCAGAUUGUCGACGGCUACGAAAACGUGGACGACGAGGACUGUCUCAGCUUGUCGGUGUACUCGAAUAGUCUGGACGCGUCUCGCCCAGUCAUGGUGUACAUCCACGGCGGCUGGUUCAUCUUCGGAGGAGCCGACCAUCACAAAGCGAACCAUCUUCUGGAAUCGGACGUCGUUCUAGUUGUGAUUCAGUAUCGUCUUGGGCCGCUGGGAUUCUUGAGCACAAUGACUUCCGAUAUUCCUGGAAACGUUGGAAUACUGGACAUGAUAAUGGCCCUCGAGUGGGUCCAACAAUACAUUCAAUACUUUGGUGGAGACGCAUCACAAGUGACGAUAUUUGGCCUAUCGGCAGGAGGGGCGGCUGUUUCUACACUGCUGCAUAGUCCGCUGGUGCAGACUCGUUCAACACCCCUGUUCCAUAAGGCGAUUUUCCAAUCAGGAUCAGUGUUCGCCCCGUGGGCCAUAACUGAUGAUCCCGUUGAAGGAACCAAUGACAUUGUUUCACGAUUAGGCUGCACAGGUGUUACAACUGAGCAGUGUUUACGCACCGCCACCGUACGAAGUCUUCUCGGCGCAUUCAAUGCUCAUCGAAAAGAAACCAUAAUAAAUAAAGGAUACCCUUCUGUGGCGGGAUGCGGCAUUGUGGUUGGAGGACCAUCUCCAGUCUUCCCACUGCACCCGAAAAAUUAUCUCACGCAAGCUAAUAAGGACAUCCCCGUCAUGGCUGGAACUACAUCGCAAGAUGGUUUGUUCCUGUUGGACGAGCUUCAUGAACUACAACCGCAUUUGCUGCAAUCUCUCAAUACAUCAAACGCCCUGCUGCAGUACAUUCGCACAUUGCACGAAAAAUUCGGCCACUCUCGAUUUGACGGAUCCUUGGAAGGGUACGCUUUUAGUCGAAACUUCCUCGUGAGAGAAACAAAUGGAAUGCGUUGGGAUGACAUGGUUGCUAGUUUGACUGAUAUUUGUGGAAACCACGGCAUCAAGGGUCCCGUGAUGACGGAUGUGCAGUCUUUCGCUCUUGUGAACCCUGGAAACGUAUAUCUGUACAGUUUUGACUAUACGAAUGGACAGCUAUUCAGGCCGCUCAAAGUUCCAUUCCCGCAUAAGCUGCCAGUUCAACAUGGUGAAGAGCUGAAGUAUCUCUUUCCCAUGCAAACUUUGUCCGAAGCCGAUAUAGAUAUUGCGAAAUCAAUGGUUCGGCUAUGGGCGUCGUUUGCCAUCAGGGGAGCUCCGUCUUCAAGUAACGUUGCUUACUGGCCGCCUGUUGAUGGACUUUUUGGACCGUACUUGAAGAUCAACACAGAAAGUGAGCAGAUGAACUACUACUACAAUGAGUUCACAGCCACUGCCGAAAAAUAUCGCGUCUACGGAGCGGGAAGCCGACUGAUGGUUUCCUUUGGAUCGAUUGCAACAGUUUUGACUUUGUGCUUUGUUGCGAAUAUAUUUUUUUGAUUAGGUAGCUGUAUCUGUGUGAAUUGUGUGAAAACUUUUGACUCUGAUGUUUAGAGUGCAACGUACAAGUAGGUGUAGUUUACAAGCAGCUGAAAAUAACAGAUGACGCAUUGUAUUUGCAAUACUCGUUGCGAUAAUAAAACGUGAAGCAAUAACUCGUACAAGCUGGUAUUUAUAACAUAAAUUAUACGAAAAUAAAACUAGUAAACAUUUUAAA